AUGGACAACGGUGGCCCUGACGAUCAUCUGCUACCGGGACAAAGAUUUGUCCCAAUGGAAGACGAACUGCUUCUCUGCUACUUGAAGCCCAUGGUGCAUGGAAAGCAAGUACCCGGCAGAGACCUCGUGGUGUUUGACUGUGACCUAUACGGUGACCAAGAACCAUGGGAGAUAUGGGAAACAUAUAAAUCCAGAAGAGCAAACGACUUGAGGAAAAACAAAGACCUCUACUUCUUCGCUCAGCAGAAGAAGAAGACUCCAAAAGACUCGCGGGUAGGCCGAACAGUCGGAAGGGGUGGCACUUGGAAAGAAGAGUCCGGCAAGAAAGUAAUUUCUCCGGAGACUAAUCGAGUGAUUGGCUACAAGAAAACAUUCGGUUACAAAAACCAAGGAUCCCCGCAUGAAGGCUGUUGGAUCAUGCAUGAGUUUGAACUUGAUCCAUCCCAACUCAUACACAAGAAACAAGAAACAAAUUAUGUUCUUUGUGUACUUCGAAAGAAAAAGGAACCCGAAAUAAACAAAAGAAAAAGGCUAGAACAGAAGCCCGGAUACAAUUCUGUCCUGGAUGAUGGAACUAACCUUAUUAGCAAGCAACCGAAGCAAGAAAGUCUUGUGUCAUCCACUUCCAUUGCACCACCUCCGCCAAUAGGGUUAGGUGCAGAACAAGGUGAACGGGAGCAGUGCUUGCAACCUCCAUACAUUAAUAACCCUAAUGCACAAACAGUACCAUUGCCAUAUACCUUUCCUAGUGAAGAAAAUUGGGGAGCGCAACAAUUUGCAGCUGAAGAGCAAUAUUGGCGGCAGCAAUUUGUCGUUCCAUCUGGAGUUGAUCAAAAUAGGAAUUUCUCUGAGUGGGAAGAAAAACUGUGGCAGCAGAUGGUAGCUGACCUUGGCACCACACCUCACCCUCAAUGA
Messenger RNA from Rosa chinensis, 915 nucleotides. RefSeq names its product NAC domain-containing protein 96-like. Gene Ontology annotation, biological process: regulation of DNA-templated transcription. Lineage: Eukaryota; Viridiplantae; Streptophyta; Magnoliopsida; Rosales; Rosaceae. The record is from RefSeq and is a predicted model, not a curated record. The transcript has a single exon. Gene Ontology annotation, molecular function: DNA binding. Bases 1 to 915 code for a protein of 304 amino acids.